Molecule: messenger RNA, 17498 nt
Organism: Xyrichtys novacula (pearly razorfish)
Lineage: Eukaryota; Metazoa; Chordata; Actinopteri; Labriformes; Labridae
Source: the annotation of a GenBank genome assembly
AUGCACCCCCCGCAAAGACAGACCUUUCUCUGGAUUACAUUCAUCCCUGCUGUUUCCCGAGGAGAGGACGCUUCCAGCUGCAAAUCCACCCACAUGAAUCUAGCAGACAGUAAAGAAGACGGAGCACUUCCUAGCAAGGUAACUAGCAUCCUUCAUCCUCACUCACUUCAUGUUUGCAGCCGCGCGUGCACCCCACCCUGACGCCUUAAUUUCACUUGUCAAUUGCCUUUUUUGGGGGGAAACUAAUGACAUUUCAGACACUGCUAGGGUGAAAUUUCACCGUUUGGCGUCGCUCCGUGUCUGGGAGGCUUCUUCUCCUUUGGUUGGAAACAUCACUUGAGACUUUUCUUUCAACCGUUUGGGUGAAAAUCAGUCCGCGAGGGGUUGCGCAGACCAGGCAGGUUGGCAACAGCGCUGUGAGUGCGCGUGCCCCUCCAUGCACCCCCCCCUCCUUAUUGUUGGCUGGGCAGCAAGAGGGACCGGGGCAGACUGGCAGAGCAGAGGAGCCUUUGUUCUUCAUCCACUCUUGUUUAAAGUGGCUCAUUUGAGACUCUAUCUAGGUAUAAUUAGUCUCCUGUUCAGACAUUUUUAAAGUCUCAAGAAAAAGGUGAUAAAAACACAAAGAAAAUAACUACAUUUAACCAUCAACAGGAGAUAUUUGAGCUACUACAUCCUAUAAAAUUGACAAGGAUGUGCAAAUGAGAAAGGAAUCAGACGAAGUUUCAUUAUGGUGAUUUUCAAGUGAUGCAGUCAAGUCAAAAUCCCAUUAUGUUAAUGUCAUUCAAACACUUCAGGGGUUUAACACAGUCAUAUUAUAAAUCCAUAUGUACUCUUAAAUUGAUAUUAUGAAUUUCUUAGAAAAGGCACCAGUUGGCAGGGCGGAUGGACUCAUUUAGUAAGACUAUUUCGAGACAAUAGAGUGGCUGCUGCAUCUGCUCCACUCAAGCUUUACUUAAAACAACCCCAUCUGUACAUAUAAGCAGUGUUUUGCAGUCCAUAGACCUCUCAUAUGUCUAUAAUUAUACGCAGCAGGAUUUGCUCUUAACGCAGCCACUCACGCGUGCACGGGCUCAGUGUAAUUUAAUGAUACAUCAAUUCAUUCUGACACAUUUUCCGAGGGCUAUUGCCUGCUCGGGAUUUAAAUCACUCCAAAUGCCUGUUAAAGUUUUCUGUAUUUCCGAUGCUUGGCCUUCGUAAAACUGGAAAAAUCAAACUGUCGUGGUGAAUCUCAGAGAAGUCCUCCUCCUCGCACACAGAUGGGGAAUUUUCCCUGGGGCAGCCCGCGUUUGCUGGUUAUUGUUCCACACCAUUUCCACAUCCCUAAUUAUUUUUAAUCAGUCAUUUUUACACAUGGGUUGCUCUCUUUAGUGGAUUUCUGGCCUAAAGUUUCAGCUCCACCUCCAGCCUGGCUGACUUAUGCAAGCCACAUGCUUUUAUAUGAAAGAGUCUAGAUAUUUGUAAUAUUUUGACAGGGAAAAGUCAUUACGUGGGAGCAGAAUAACUCAACUGUAAAAUUUCCCUCUGUCUCUCUCAGAUCAAAUAUGCUUCUCCAUGAGCUGGGAGAUGUUCGGCCCCACAGGUAUUCAUCCCGGCCCUGUUAGGAGCAGGCGCUUAUGAAAGCAGUGAUGGCAUGUGCUCCUUUAAAUAGCAUCUCACAGGGUUCAACCAUAGGCCUCAAUGGUUUUCUGCUCCUUUUUAACAGAUACCACUGAAAGAUCCAUCCAGCGUUGAAUAUGCCGGAUGACGUGUGCUCCCAGUGGAGCAGCUUUGGUUUCACGUCAAAGGCCUCAUUGAAGUCCUAUUCCCAGAACCUGCAGCAGCUUUACCCCAUAACUGCUCUGCUCCCCCGUGUUACAUGUUGUGCCCAUUCGUGGGUUUUGUCAGAAUCUCUGUGCGCGCUUUUCAUUUGCUUUGUCGCAGCGGUGAAGCGGAAGUAAGGAGAAUAUCCAAUAAGGCGUCCAACUUUGAUGCUGGGAGCGUAGCCACCUGUAUUACAAGCAGACAGAAACUUUGUUGUUGUCUCUGCAUUGAUAUUAAUUGACCUUUUCAGAGCCUUCCGAACAGUGAGCUUUUGUCUGCUGUGCUUCUCCUCUUGUUUAUUCAAGCACUGCUGAGAGAAAAGCGUAUAGCAUUCAGAAUGAAGCCAUUAGGGUAGGGCAAUGUGAAGGGAAAUUAAUAAAACAGCAUAAAGAGUAAUACAGAAGAUCCAGGAUGUGCUAUGAAAUGAUAAAUGUCGACAGUUGUAACUGCACUCUUUUCACCUCUGUUUAACGGGGGGAUGCCCUAAGUUUAACAAAUGAGUAUCUGAGCAAUAAAUCAACAUGAUUUUUCAGUGGCUUUCAGCGAAAACAUGCAAAUAUUUAAUUCUUAUUUCAUUGUAUUUUUUUUGUAUACACAAGAAGCUAAAUGACUUGGUUAUUGUUUUAAAAAAAGAGACAUUUCAUCUCUUGUUACACACACACACACACACGAGGAGCUUUCCUUAUCGUUAUCUGGUGCUCAAUUCAGUUUACUUAACACCACUCUGAUUAUUUACACAUGACCCCGUGCUCAUUGUGUUUAUGCACAAGGAUAUUUAAUUGGCCAAAUGAGCUCGGUCAGUUCAACACGUAGUGAACUAACACAGUCACAGAGGAACAAUCACAUACAGUACCACAGCCAUGUAAUACUGUAAAGCUCAUUUACUGUGGUACAAUACAACAUCAGUCCAAACCGGAGACUAAAUUACUCACUAGAAAUUAUAAUUAUGAAGCACUAAUAAUUUGUGUGUUUUGCCAUUAAAAUAAUUUUCUUCGCUCUCGUAUUAAAAUGUUUAAUAUGAAUAAUAAUAGUAUGAUUUGAUAUGCUUAUUUGAUUCGUAAGCUAUUUUUUUCUGAUGAAAGUAGGUUAUCCCUCCAUUGAAAAUGCACAACUCAACUCAGUCUUUUUAUUCCAGGGUGGUGGUAUUGUUUUAAUAAUAAUACUAAUAAAAAUAUCAUGAGUGCGCAAUAAUUGAAGAUUUAUGCCACAUUAUCAACCUAGCUGUAGGUGAACUGUGUAAUUAUACUGGCAUUUGAAUAAAACACUUGACCUGAUAGCCUUGUUGUGCAAAGACACCCCGUCUGAUGUCGAGGGUCUCUACAGCAAUCCUACCAGACCCAUAAUUAUCCUUUCCUCCUCAGUAUAUUGGUCAUUUGCAUUUACGUUUGUGUGUAUGUGUGUGUCAGUCAUGUGUCUAUGCGUCCAUGUGUGCGAAUGAGUUAAGGCUAAGCGAUGGGUUGUGACUUGACUGAUGCCCUUCACCAGAUGAAUCAGAGAUUCUGAUGUGUCAGCAUGGAUGAAUAAUGCACACUCCUCCACUACCUCUCUGCUCUUCUUCUUCCUCCCUCUUCCACCUCUUGUCUUCAGUUGUUCGCUUUUCUUUUCAUCACAACUGCCACAUCUAAAGACAUCUUCGCUUUCCUCCUCACCCCCUCUACCUCUACUUCUUCCCCCCUUUGUGCAAAAAGAGGGCAGCGUUUCUGCAUUUCUGUCGCUGCCGCCUCGCUGUCCUCUGGUCAACCCUCCUCUCUUACUUCAACAGACGACUAAUUCUUCUCCGCCCGCGUGAAAUUUCACUGUUGUCUUUUCCAGCCCAAGUUUUUCUUUGCAGAACUUUCUGUGACAGGGAACAACAUGUUUCCUUUUUUAUUCUGCUGCCAUUUGCUCUGAAAAAGGCUAAACGUGUUGAUGCACACAGCUCAUCAUCUAAUCAUGGAAGGUGGGAGUGCAGCCAUUGACUCGGUUUGACAGUUACAUCCCUGACUGACAGCAGUCAUUAAAAGGGUAGGGCUGACUGACAAGAUGGCUGACAAAGCAGGAGACAAACUGCCUCAUCAGAACUUGGAGAAAGAGUGGGCACCACCACACGCUUUGAAGUUAACAGUUAGCCGUAGAUAAAUGUUCAAACGGCAGAAUUUUCUAACCACUUUGCUUCAAGCGUUUGACAAGUCCUCAGGAGUAUUUUCAACUGCAGAUUGAAAAAAGGAAUUGGUGCAUGCAAAGAGGAGCAGAUAAAUUCAUUUGGGCUGGAUGUGGGCCAAUUUUUGAGAUCUUGCAAAACAUGGAAUAAUAAAACAACUGAAAUAGGUUUUUGUAUGAGGUGAGAUAGAGUUGUGUGAUUAUUAGUAGAUUAGUUUUGAAUAGUGUCUCAUACAUAAAUAUAGGAGGUGGUUUCGUUGGAAGCAAAGAGACAUUUCAGGCUUUUUAGCAUUGUUUCAUUACCAAAAGUGUCCUCGACUCAUCAUGGUAAUGGUAGUACAAAGGAAAACUAUUCACUCUUGACUUCUCCCAAUUCAUGUAAAUCACACAGCCUGUAUUCCUCCUGGAUGGUUGUCAUUUUUAAAAUUGCAAAGGCCAAAGUUAAGGAAGGAUCCUUUUCCCAAGUCAAGCAAUCCUAGACCUUUGAAAGUUUAUUACCAUUUUCACAUUUGAUACAAAUUUAUGCUUUUGCAACUUACAAAUCUGAUCUGCUUCUAAAUCCUUUUGUUAUCAAAGCUACUGUGAGGAGUUUUUUGACCUGUAUGAAAUAGACUGAAACUCAUAUCAAUGCCUCUUUAUGAUAAACAACAGCAAACAAGACCAUCCGUGACAAGGCUGACAUUUUCAUUUUGUGUCUUUAUGCCUGAAACCGGCACAAGAGGGUAGGUGUCACCUUUGUAUUUCAAUUUUUCACAAUAAAUGUUCACAUCAAAUGAUACAUUUGGCACAGUAAAAAGUCAGAAUGAUGAGAUUUCUUUGUCAGAAUAUCUAGGACAAAACCAGCAAAGACUGCUUUGUCAUAGGAGGUGCCAGAAUUGACACAAGCAUGAAGUUCCUCACAGAAACUUGAAAUCUAUUGUUGGACCAAGGCCAUCAUCGCACUAUUUUAUACACUUGAGAACAAACGACACAUGAUGAUGUCGGCUUGGCUCUCAAAAGGGUGAUUGCUCUCUAAAAGAGGCUGUCAGUGAGGAGCGUUGUCUGUUCUCGUCUAGGCUGCGAUGUCUGAUAAACUCGUCCUCUGAUUUUUGCUUUAGUGUCACAUGAAAGUUUCAUGUGUGAUAAUGUGCAGUAUGAUGGUUAACAUAUUUGUUGCAUUCGUUGCUUCAAGAGGAGCUGUAGUAACUGGAUAGAUCCUGACUUUUAUACAGUGCUGUCAUCCAUCUUUGAUAAAGCCUAAAAAAUAACUCUCAGGUAGCUUUAACUUGUCUUUGAUGCUAAUUUUGAGACCUUAAUAUACCACAUUGUGUCUUAGAGGGAUUUUGCCACUUUGAUGGGCAUGAGUCAGGACACUAGUUGUUGGUAAAUCAGAUAUGUCAGAAAGUAAUGAGCUGUUUUUGCCUUAUCCUUGCUCUUCACACACUACAAAAACAAGACUGUUAGGUCCGUUACACUUUGUUGUCAGGUGGAGUUUCUCAUUUCUAAAAUGUUUUUUUAGUGUGUGCCAGGUUUGAAACAUGGAAAAAGUUACACAUUGAAGCUACCGACUGUUGACAACGUCACUGUGAGCUUGUUAGCUUGUAGCUAAAAGCAUCACCCUGCCUAUACAAAGACACUAAAACACGCCAAGUUUGUCGAAUAGCUGGAGUUUAUAAGGCUUUUAAAGAUUGUCUAUAUUUCUCCAUGUUGAUACACAACAACUUCAACUUUCACUCACUAGUGUACCUGUGGUCUCCCAGUCUCAUUGAAAAUAGUUUUUGAGUUUUCUUUGAGUUUCUCUUGACCUUUCAAAUGUUCUCCUCCAGCUAACGAAAUUAAGAACUCUUACAGCUUCUUUUUAAAAAAAAUGUCUAAGUUUGAGUACCUCUACUUUAAAAUGCAGUUCUCAUAUAGUGAAAGAAUUGCCAAUAAACAGGCUUGGGCUUGUGUCAAAUGUCCACACCAAGUGUUCUCUGUGAUUUUCAGCUCUUCACAUUUAAGAAAAGAGAAGGUUUUGGCAUGCCUCCAUAUGCCAGUAAAUGAAAGAAUAUCUUUAUUGCGUCAGCAAAAUGGCUUUGCUCCAUAAAGAGACCUUGCAGGAUGGAAAGGGGACAAAGUCUGGGGAACUUGUGGCUCUGCUCCACCACCAUAACUCACAGACAGAAAACUUAAAAGCCAUAAGAUUAAACUCUCUCUGGGGUCAGCAGGAACACUCUGCAGUGUGUGUGUGCAGGUAGAGGUAGUGAGGACUGGUUGACAUGGCACCUGAAAACAGCCACACAUUUGUUUGUGGCAUUUCAUGAUUACUCUGUCUCCACAUCCCUGAAGGAUGUCAGGUUGGAUGAAGUAUUUGUUUGACGGAGGUGAGAGUAAUGGCCAGUCAUUGGUGGAAAGCAUCCGUGCGCAACUCUGUUACCCUUGACAAGCAUUUUAUCUCUUCACUUACAGAGACGCACUCUCUGUCUGAUUCCUGCAAUGAGACGGAGGACAAACGCAGCUUUUCUACCCCAUUACUCUGGUUUUCAAUUCUAUUCACAACUUUAUCGCCCCUCAAGGAGAAAUUCAUUUGGCGUCACAAAUCUCAUCUCCAUCAGGAAGUCAUGCAAUGGCUGGUUAGUGACAGAACUGCUAAGAUAGGAAAUAGGAUUUGUUCAGAUGCAGGCAAAGAAAUCAGCUCUAUUCAGAGUGAAUUUUUUAAGCUAAUGCCCAUGUAAGGUUGUGAGUAAUCACCUUCUAUGGGGACACUUUUGUGCCAUACAUGCACCCUCUGCUAAAACGCAUAUAUCAAAGAGUGAAGAGAGGGAAAUGCAUGUUAAUGUUUAAUAGAUCUUCACAGUGUUGUUGCAGAUGUGAGAUAAUGAGCUCUCAGUGGACAAUGUAUCAUGUGACCAAGACAGACAGGUGAUACCAUGGCAGCACUGAAAUACACAGAAGAGAGGUGGAUCACGGGCAAACACAACAGAGAGUCUCAGGGAAAUUAAUGGGCUCUUCCCACAGGAAUCCAGCUUCUUUUACAUAAGCAAAGAAUGAAUAAAAAACACGUGAACAUGCAGAGAAGACGGAUAAGUGUUGUGUGGUGUGUUGUGCAGUGUCAUGUGUGCUUGCAAUGUCUAUUGUAUGAUUGCACAGGAUGAUCGUCUUCAUUCUUUCAAUCAAUAAAAGUAUGAAUCUAUUAGGAGUCUGUGCACAGAUCUUACAUUUAAGACAUCCCCGAUGGAAAGUUUAUCUGAAUGAUCAAUCAAUAGGAGGUUAUUAAAACAGAGCUCUCUGUUCCUCAAGGCUGCCGUUAUCAGUCUCAGGACAAGACGAUCAACAAGCCCCUGAAUUUGCUUUGCGCAACCCGACUUUGUCUCCUGACUGAUGUGUAGGUUUUGCUAAAAAGCUGAAAGAGGGAGGGAAAAAUGGCUGGCAUGUCUCAUUAAUGAAGCGCGGUUGAAAUAUGAUGAUGGCCAGGAUGAUGACAAUGACGUCCAGGGAGAUGAAGGUGUUCUCUGUUGUCAGGGAGCCUCAGUCCUGCUGCAGGAGAAGCUCACUAAUUGGCUGCGGUGUGUCUUGGCUGGCAGUUAUUUUAGUGUGUGUGUGUGUGUGUGUGUGUGUGUGUGUGUGUGUGUGUGUGUGUGUGAGAGAGAGAGAGAGAGAGAGAGAGAGAGAGAGAGAGGGAGAGAGCUUCUUGACAGACUUUUAAUCAGUCAUUUUAUUGAGAAAUUAUGAAAUGAUGGUCAAGCUUUAGAAAAUGACAGGCUUUAACAUGUUUAAUGGAUGGAUGGAUAGAUAAACUCAUAGAUAGAUAGAUAGAUAGAUAGAUAGAUAGAUAGAUAGAUAGAUAGAUAGAUAGAUAGUAGGGGUGGGAGAAAAAAUCAAUACAGCAAAGUAUCACAAUAUUUUGUCUGGUGGUAUAUCAUAUCGUCUCCUUUACAAGUAUAAUUUUUUUUUCAAAUCAAUUAGUAAUGUGAAAUCUAUGAUAAUGGAAAAAUACAAUAAAUUCUUUAUCUAGUGGGAUUUGGAGAGGAGACAUCACAGAGUAGGAGAAAGGUAUACAAAUAUGGGGUUUACAAGAUGUGCUUCAUGAAAUAAAAUACUGUGUAAAUGAGACAAACAUAAAGGAAAGACAAAUUCUGAUUUAGCCAAACAGUUGAAAAAAUUUUGUAUAAAUAGCAACAUAUUGUAUUGCAAUACUCACUGUAAUGCCAAAUGUUAAAAACUGCAAUAAUAUUGCAUCUUGGCCCAAGUAUUGUGAUAAUAUCAUAUCGUGGGACCACUAGUGAUUCUCACCCCUAAUAAAUAGAUAGAUAGAUAGAAAGACAGACAUACUGCUCUUUAUUAAGUACAAAGAUGUAAAUAUUAGAUGUUAUUAUGUGACUAAAUAUUUGAUCUAACACAGUUCAGAUUUCGUAUCUUGAUAGUUAGCAGGUAUCUAGAUAACUACGUUAGAUACUGACUUGAUUGCUAGCUUAAUAUCAGAUGGGUUGUUAACUUGAUAGAUAGACAGUAGGGCUGGGAUGAUAUGCUUUUCUCCCGAAUCGAUUCUUGUUCAGCUUUUUGGACACCAAGUCGAUUUAAAUUGUGAUUCUAUGAUAUUGUUGAAUUUCAUUAUUUUUAGUCUGCAUUUUUAACCCCAGGGAAACAGUGUGAUUAUUGUGAUUGUCUACUGACUGUUCCAGGAACCAUAUUUCCCCCAAAAAAUUACCUCACAUGUAAGUCAGUUUUUAAGAUUUAUUCUUAAAUUUGAAAAAAAAAAAAAAAAAAAAAAGAUUUUUGAACAUAAAAAUCGAUUUAAAAAUUGUUCAACAAAAAAUUGCGACACUUGUGUGAAUCAAUUUUUUUCUCCCACCCCCAGUAGACAGGUACACAAAUAGACCCUGUGCCUUGUGAUACUCUGUUUUUUGAUUUUUCAACUAACCCCGUUUAUUACACACUAACAUGACUAGACACCUAGAUAUCUAAUAAUUAAGUAGAAUGACAGACAUAGAAAUGUAGAUAGAUAAAGGUGUAGAUAGCUAUAUAGAUGGAUAAUAGGACAGAUCCAGGGGCUGCUUACCUUUCUCACUCCUGUAUCUACAUACUCCCAAAAGCAACUUUGUCAUUAUUUAGUUGUUAAUUACUGAGCUAAAUUAUGCAUGAAAAUACUAAUUACAAGCUAAAUCAUCAAUUAACCCCUAAAACAACAAAACUUAUCCAAUGACAGUUUUUUAGAAAUACUUUUUUCAGGAGAGAAUUGGAUUUAUGCAAAGAGGCAAACCGUCUAGCUUACAUUUUUAUUACGAACUGGACCUGUAAUUGGAUAAUUUAUACUUCUCCUCUCAUAUGUCAGAGCUGUUUAACAAUUAGGGGUGUACAUGCAAGUGCAUAACUAUAUGGACAUCAUCAGUAUGUAUAUACAGUUCUCUCUCCUGCGAGGAUAAGAGUUUGUGCCAGCCUCAGAUAUGCUAAUUGGACAGUGAGUUGACAAGGACUCAACCAUCAGCCUGCGUAAUGAGCCGCUGCACAGAAGACGUGCCGCCUCUGAAGAGCAAGCAACAGAGAGAGGGGAGGUCGCCGAGAGUGAAAUUACGAAAUGUGUUUGGGUGUUUGCAGACUCUGUCGUGUCGUCUCAGUUGAGUGAACGUUGUGUAGUGGACAUGCAUGCAUCUUGUUUUUCCUGCCUUUGUCAGGGGGAAACUUUCACCUGUAUCUGCAAAAUGUCGAUUUCUUUUGCAUGACAGUGAAAAAACAGCCACUUUUAACUGGAUGACAUUGCAUUUUUAGCAUUACCCUGAGGGCUUUGAAAGAGGUUUAUGCGCCUAAAGGGCUGAAAAAUUGACUCAGCUUACAGAGAAGCAAGUAAUCCCUCAACUUAUUUGAAAGCAUGAAAAUUGUCGAAAUUGAAGCUGUGAGGUUUGCAGCCAUCAGUGACGCAUGGCUUCCUUUUAAAAGCAGAUUUGGGACAUGUUAAAGCAGAAGGUUUGCAGGCACACACAAUCACACUGGCUUUUACAGAACUAGACUUUCUCACCUGUGCAAAAUAAAAAAAAAAAAAGUAUAAAGAUGAACAACAUUUUUGGCCGAAUCAGGUCAGUGAUGGAAGUCUUACUGCUGCACUAAACUGCGCUGAAGGUAUGGAAGUAUUUGUAUUUUAUUCUGCUUUCAUUUUUUUUCUUUUAAACUUUGAGACUGAAAAGCAAAUUUAAUUUGUUUCAUAAGUGAGAAACAUUAAGGAAAGCAGAUGGCACCAUGUUCGAGUUUGAUAGUAGGGCCACCAGAUGUUGAAAUAAAGGUUAAACGAUGGGAAUUAAAUGUAUUUUAAACACAUUGUAGUUAAUUUGAUUUGAUGUUUAUAUGCUAAAUAUAUAGAGAUGCAUGAAAUUGGGACUGCAUCUUUAUCUUCGUUUAGGUAAAUGUUAGAUUUUCUGAAGCUGAGUCUUCAUGCCAGCAGAGCUAACUGCAAUUUCUUCUUAACCCACUGCCUCCCUCUUUUCUGACCCUCUGGAAUAAUCUGCCCUAUAUGUACUUUUAUACCAUUUGGUAAUACAUUUCCUUCUCAGCGGGAGCAGCUCCAUCUGUUGCUGGGCUCAUCUAAGGCCGAUGCUUCCAUUACUGAAUGCCUCUCUCUGGCUGUGUUGGUUUUGUCUGACCUUGGAGCCCCGUAAAGAUGCGUGGGUGUACAUUUGCUGCACUAUUGUUGGUGCUGCAGCAGCUUUGACAUGCAGAGAUUGAGGUUAAAAGGAGACUUUGUUUGGUUAUUUUUGCGCAUAAAUGGUCCGGGAGGGAGAAGAUUUCAGUCACGCUUCCUCUUCCCUCUCUUUGUUCCUCAAUCACGAAGCCGUGUGUGGUCCAGGGUAUGACGUGAAUUUGUGAUGAGAGAAAAUAAAUUAGGCAAAACUGGAGUGUUUUUAAUGUGGACAUGACGAUCAUGCUGGUGGGUAAUUCUGUCGAUGCUGAGUAAAGUAACGCUGACAGCUUCUUCACUUCAUGCUAAGAUCAGUCAGAAGAACCUGACAGGGAAGAUUUGGCACUAAAUGUAACCCAAUGAAAGUUCUGAUGAUAAUUUACACUGUAAGAUAAGCAGAAGUUUGUCAAUCUUUAAAUACUCUCUGCACAAGUCGUCCACAGAGUGAGCUGCAGGUGAUUGGUUAAUUAAAUUGUGGCCUGAAGCAAACUCAUGCUCCCUGCCAGAGAGAGCCACAGAGAGGAUGUGGGUGAAGACGGUGUUUCAAUUCUGUUUUCUUAUGAUCCCAAGACAGCUAUUUUUAUGAUUCAUGUCUCAUUAUUUCAUGAUAAUAGGAAGACCAUGCUGGUUUUCUGAAGCUCGCAUAAUGAAGUUUGAAAGGAAACUUCCCUGUGGAGCCACGUAAACAUAUAUAUGAGAGGUUUAAAAGCACAGGGAGGAAAUAUUCCAUACAUGAAUACCUACAUUUGAUUUCAUCAUAUGUGCAGAUAAAAUGUCAGUAUAUGUCUACCCAACAUGUUACAAAAGAAAUGGACAGAGAUAAAUAAAUAAAUACCAUUAUUUCAUUCCUUUACUUCUUGAGAAAGGGAUUUUUCUUCAAAUAAUUAGAAAAUAAAAAGCUGCUGAUUCAAGAUGGAAGCAAAUACAAAAAAGAUGAAUGAUGCAAAUACAGAAAAACGGGUUUUGUGAGCAACAAAUUACAGGGAGGAGUCCUUCAAGGAGGCUUCGGAGGUAGGGAGAUUAAAUCCAGGAAGGGCAAAUACCAGGUGGGAGUCUUUCUUGCAUACCUGCAGAUGAAUUUGUGGCUUCUAGCAUCAGUUUCAUCUUUAUUAAACAGACCCCUCUAUUUAGAACCGUCUUCAUUGUGCUUGCUCUGAUUUAUUGGAUAUUUUAGCUCUAAAUACAACCAGCAUAAUUUAGUGUGUCCUCGGCCAACCCUUGUCAACAAUGAACAACCAUAAAGCAGACUAUUGGUCUCCAAGUGUUUCAGUAUCCGUGUCACGGUCAUGGUGUUAAUCACAGUUCCUGUGAAUCAGUCUACAGCCCAGAGCAAAUACAGUACUCAAAGAAACAUUAACAACACAGAGUCAGAGAACAUAGCUCCAAAAACAAAUCAUAGGACAGAAAAGGAAAAAGACUUUCUGGAUGUAUUAAUGAUUUAGAGUGUAAUCAAGGAUUCCAUUUAUGAUAAUGUUUAACAGUUCAUUUAAUUGGAUCAUUGAAAAUAAUAUACUCAAAUCACUUGUUAACAGGGGAUGUCUAGAUAUUGUUUUUUUUUCUUUUUUCAUCUGUUUUGUUGAUUUGAUUUCAAGUGGCAUGAGAUGAUUAAAAGCUGCACUUGAAGGCAGGCAGGAUACACACCUAAAGAAAAAAUCUUUACAUUUUUUCUCUGAUCUGACUCAUCCAAAAUCUUGUUUUUCUAUUCAGAAUCCCCGAUUAAUAAUUACAUUUAUGGGCUUCCCUUUCGUCUCUGUAGGUCCGGUGAGGGAUCUCUGUUCUAUGAGUCAUAUUUGCUCUCAGCAGUGUGAGCUGAAACUCAGGCGGCUAUUGCUUGUACCCUCAGGCCUCUGGGAGUGUUGUUGCUAUUUGUCAAUACUUCCCAUGAACCCUUUUUUGGACGUGCGCACAGUACUGUGACACACAUAUUCAGAUUUUCAGCAUCCUGCCGCAUUAAGCAACACUGAUAGAGUUUUUAGUUGAGGCUCCCAAGUCUCCAGAUUCAUUGAUAUUCAGGGCAGAGAAUCGCAGCGUUUGAGUGACAGGUGUGUUUUCUUGUUAGAGAGGAUCCUCAGAUAGUUUAUUUCCACUGCUAAAAAUGUAACCAGGGCGGUGCAGCUCAUGCCUGCAGUAAGCCGUGCUUCAUCCUGUGCUUCUGAUCCUCAACGUCUGUGAAUGUGUGUGUGCGUCAGUACAAGUGUGUGUGUCCACAUACUUGUGUGUCUCCGGGCUGUGUGUUUAAGAGAGAGAAAAGGGAAGUGUGAGAGAGUGCCAAUCUCCCCCAUGAUGCUUUGCCAUCUGCCAUGUUUAUGUGUGUGUUUGAGGGUUUUUAUGCUAGUGUGUGUGUGUGUGUGUGUGUGUGCCCAUUUGUGUGUGUAUAACUUGUGAGUGCCAUGUACCCACAGGGGCUAAGGUCAGAGGAGACGUGAGGUAAUAUCAGUCCCUGCUUGUCCUUAUACGUGGUUUUUUACUCCAAACUUUUUCCUCUGCAAGCGGGCGCACAAAGCCAUGCAUAAUUCAACACAAGGCUAUUUUUAUUCUGAAAAUAUACGAGUGUGCUAUAAGUUCAGAAUCAGUGGUAAAAGUGUAAAAGAGGACACACAACAAAGGAAGCACUCUCCCUUUUGGUCUCUGUAAAGCUUUGUGAUGCUUCGCAAAGCCAGGGGUUUUUGUUUCUCCCGAUGUGCUCCCUGAAGAAUCAGAAAGUCUUCUCACAGUCUGUCUUCCAAACCGGUGUCGAUCUGCGUUCACAUAUCUGCCACAACAUUCACUCCAAAUUAAGACUAAAACGAAUAAAACACUCAGUCACCACUCAGGUGUGGUGACUAUCUCACAGCUAGCAUGGUGCCGCAGGAAACAGAUCUGAUCCUUCUUUGAGCGCUCCUAGCUUGUUGUCAUGGAGACAGGCCUUGGGAGACCAUCUCAACCCACUUGUGGUGAAAGGCAUCAUGGGUAAGGGGGUGGGGGGUGCAGUGGGUGCGAGGUGAGAAAAACAAAACAUGUCAUCUUGCAAAGGUCCCCAGCGGAGCAGGGGCAGGUUGGAUGCCACCUAAACAACGUGAUUUCAUCAGCCUGAUGGAGCACAAUAACGGGUGUACAUUUCACCACCUGAGCUGUGGUGUCAUUAUCUGCCUCCCUGCAAUAAAUACCACAUGUAUCCUCAUCAAUCUAUCUGUCUGGCUGACCAUCUGUGUUGUCAUGCCGAAAAUGUAAUAAGACCAACCCCUGCUGUCUUUCUCUCUGAAUACACCGCCAGAUGAUCAGGCAGAGCAGGUUGUCGUAGCUGUGAGGGGGCUGUUGAGACGGGAGGUAGGACUGACUCAUGAGAAUAUUCAUGCUCACAAUGCUUUGAUUCUGCCUCUGUGGCAAGUGAAAGUGCACAGACGUUCUCUAUCUAGAGGGAGAGCAUGUUUGGAAAGCCUUAAAAAACCAUUAGCACAUGCCCAGACGUGCCCUAACCAGCCCUGGUUGGUGGACUGCUGCUUCUGUGUAUCUGUUUUGGCUUACUCCUUCAACAUUCGCAGCUGUAGGAAGCUCUAAACCCUCUUUUGUUUGAACUGUGUCAAUGGACCAACAACAGCUGGAGCAGCCGGUGCAGGGCAGCUGAGGAAAGAGGAAGAGGAUUUGGAUACAAGCAGGGGUUAGAGUGUGGGUAGAAAGAGGAAAGAGAUGAAUGAUAGGAUGCUAGAAGAAGAUGACAUCAAAGGAGGGUAAGAGGAGAGGAGAGGAAGAGGGAAGAAAGGAGAUAGGAGAGUAGGAGGAUGUGAGAAGGAUUCAUGAGCUGGAAAAAACUGACUUUUUUUUUUUUGACUGAGAUUGAGAAAAGGCCGAGCUGCAACCUCCGGUGUUGAAAAUUAAAGAUAAUUUGAAAGUGUAAAAAACUAGUUCCUUAAGUGUCUGCUUGAGUCCGGCUCUAGAAGCCAAUGAAUGAGGAGAUAUUAAGAAUCUCAACUUUACAGCAGGGGUGUAACAUUAAGAAUUUCUUUUGUUCAGUCUUUGGUUUUAAUUUAAGUACUGGGAGCGAAACCAUUGUAGCACAUAAUCUUAAUUUUUCUGUAUCAAGAAUUUAAAUAAUUGAUGAACAUUAUCUACAGUGCAGCAUUUUAGAUGAUAAUUAAAAAAAAUAAAUAAAUAAAAAAUGAGAUAAUACAAGGUCUGAAAUUAAAUACUCCCAAAGCACCAAGAGUGAGCAGGUCUUCAGUUUGGUGAGUAAAUUUAUUGGUCUUCAGGUCACUUCAUGGGUAAAUAUUUGUACCAAAGUAGUGACGUUUUUGCACUUUUGGUGUUGAACCUUUCACUCUCUUUCCUGCUGCUCUGCUGUCUGCAUGUUGGAGCUUCAUUAGACUGCACAGACACACACACAAACGUACACACACCACACUGAUGUGUAUAAAAUGAGCUUUUCUAUGCCAACGUAAAGGCGAUAGAAGUUGCACCGUUAGGGGCACAGCUGAUUUGACAGGCGAGCAUGUUAAAGCUGUUCACCAGAGGGCAAAAUGUCUAAGUUGAGGUUUGGUUGAGACAGCGUUUGAAAUACUGCGACACUGUCUGGCUUCAUAUCAUCUUCGGACAGUAAUAAUAGGUGGUGUCGCUGAUAUUUUAUCCAUGUUUUUAACAGUCUAUGCUAAUACUUCUACACUGAGAGGUGACCAAAAUGGAGUUGUGGCAUCUGGUUGUUCAUCAGUGAGUCUAGAUCUUCUGAAGGUUUCUGCUGGUUAAGAUGAAGUUGUUUUCAUUUCGUUGCCAAUAGUGGACUCAUUUAUGGUUCCUGUAAACAAUAGAACAAUGAAUGGAUUCUGCGGACCUGCGUCUUUGUAAAGUGAUAACUUUAGUCAUGAUUUAGAGCUGUGUCAAUGAAAUAUAUCGAUCAGAUUCUGCGUCACUUGUAAAGACUUGUAUACAAUGAUACUACUGCUACACAGAGAGCCCCUUCUGUCUCAGAUCCGUAACACUUUUCCCAUAAACAAAACUGUUGUCUGAAUGCCUUUGAUGUUCAGAUGUCUUAGAGUCACUGUUUGGUUGUAUUUGUUUUCAUUGUUACUGGUGUUAUUUGGCCAAAACAGAUCUGAUAAAAUCUGAAGUAUUAAAAAGAGAAAAGACUGCAGAAAAGGGGGGAUGAGAAAAGAGAAGAAGAGAUGAAGAUUUUCUGGAAUAGAGGAGUGAGAUCAGGCUCAGAUUAAGGAUUAGGUUGAAGGUGGUUGACUGUAGUCUAUGGUGAACAAAGCCUCCCUUGUCAGCAGGUGAAAGACAACAUAGAGGGCUGAAUAAGCCAAGAUUGAUAGAUAGGGUUAGACUGGGGUCACAGCGUGACAUAAAGGCCCCUUCAAAUCCACCGCACAGGGCAGAGGAAGCAGACACUGCAACAUGGGAGGAGUACCUAAUGUUUCAGUGACCAUGUGGCUCCACACAGAGCAGUAUUCCUAGUUAGAUUAACCGCAACAAAUUGAGUUUCCGUAAGAGGAGAAUUUACUUAACAUGCUGCCAAUGGUGCUUGAAUGAGCUCUGAUCUGAUUUCUCUUAUCACAUUGUCCAAUUGAAACGGGCGACGCUGAAAGCUUUUCUAUUCCACGUCUAUUACGCAGCGUCAGAUAAGGACGAGGGCAAAGCGAUGCAUAAAAAAAGGGCCUCUAUCAGAUAGUCGGCAAUGUUUUUUCAGAUGAACUAUUUUUAGUAUAGAAACUGUCAGACAGUAAUGUGUUUGAACAGGUCAUUAGCUCAAUAAGUGGUUGGAGGAGUCUUUGAAUAUGUAACUCACAAGAAAUGCCUCUUUCAUUUAGUAAACGGGGAGACGGGUCAGGCCUAAUCCCUGCUUCUCCACUUCUGAAUGUGGAUCAGGCUGUCAGAGUGAAAGCAAGCUCAGGGGUGUUUGCACAUAUUUAUGUUUUGGUCACAAUGUGGCUUGUCACCUGAGAAUACAUAUUGUGUCCCUCGGAGCAUAUAUAUAUUAUCAUGUGCUGCUAUCUGACAUGUAUGUGUGUGAAAUACAGCAGGUUGACAAAGGCUCCUUUCUCAUUUGGCCUCCCCACCUGCGUUCUGACACAUCAGGCCGGGGGUGGGGGUCGGGAGAGCUCGAUAGGACUGUAGAGUUAUUGACUCCCAGGCGGGAAGCUUCAACACAGCUUGUCUAAAUCUCCGUAAGCAGACAGAGCUGAAUUAUGUUCCGACUUCCAGAUGUGUGCCACUGCGUGUGUUUGUGUGAGGAAAAAGAGCAAAACACAGAGAGAUCCCCCCCAGGGCUGGGGAUUAACAAGAAGGGGGACAUCUAUUAAAGCAGCAGUUUCUGCUUUACAUUCGCUGUUAUUGAAUUUUGCUGCAUUCCUUCUGACCCCUCAAUCCUCUUUGUUUAAGUGUUUUCCAUUACCGCGGCACACUCUGGAUGUAUUAUUGCAUUAACACUUUUAUGUGCCACCAGAAGAGUAAAAUACUGAACACUAAGAAGGAAUUAGGCCACAGCUAAAGUGAAAUGAAAUUAUGGGGACGUCGAAAGAAAAAAAGACACCCUUAAAAAUGUAUCAUUGCAGCUCAUUUCACGGCUCACUAGAAAAGAAGUCUUAUUAAUACAGAAGCAGUAUGCCCAAACUAUUUCUGUCUGUUUCUUGUCUUGUGUUGUGUAGCAAAGGCUCCAUUGUUCUGGUAUUAGUUCAGUCAGAGCUGGCCUGCUUGAGCUGUUAAUCCCAAGUCAGAAGUGCUCUGGCUAAAUCAAAAGGCCUAAUCCUGCAUUAGCAUGAAUUUGUCUUUAAUUUUCUUCCUGAGGAUGUUCUCUCUACAUCUGUAUGAAUUAUUGUAUGUUUUCCCUCGCUCCUGAUGGUGCACUGACAUUUCAGCUGACUUUCUAAAAGCAGAACCAUGAAUCAGAGGUGGAGGAAAUACGCCUUUCAUUCGUUUCAGCUGACCUUUCCACUUUUUUUUGUGUCUACAGAGUGCCUACCCCUGUUGA